Seriola aureovittata is the source of this 7844-nucleotide messenger RNA. RefSeq names its product solute carrier family 16 member 2 (gene slc16a2). NCBI's taxonomy places the organism in Eukaryota, Metazoa, Chordata, Actinopteri, Carangiformes, Carangidae. Gene Ontology annotation, biological process: transmembrane transport. The record is from RefSeq and is a predicted model, not a curated record. The transcript is spliced from 7 exons. Bases 595 to 2286 code for a protein of 563 amino acids. Gene Ontology annotation, molecular function: thyroid hormone transmembrane transporter activity; monocarboxylic acid transmembrane transporter activity.
CCGUACUUGUGUUGACACUUUGGAGCCGAGACAGCCUCCGGGACCCACACGGGCCUACCUUUUUCACAUUUACGUUGUGUAAAGACACCGAAUUAAAGAGGAGGAGCGCCUGAUCAUUUCUUAUGCGACCGCGGGAUGUUGCGGACCGUAUGCGGACUGCGUGACGGGAGGAUACGGUGUCGAGGUUGAGCGGACGUUUUCACAGGUUGAUGAUCUGCAUUUGGCACCGAGCAGGGGAGCCAACAAAAGUAAAUACAUAGUGUCAGUCUUUAUAGGCUGUUCCUAGAAAACACAGGCUCACAUUAAAAAGGAGAAAUAGGCGGUGCCUGCUAAUUCCUGGAAAAAGACAUACCUCCGGCCAGAAUGACACAUUUAACAUCUGCAGGUUGGAGUUUAACCGCUGAAGUUGACGCUCAGACCUGGGCUACAUGCAGCGUGUAAGGCUUGUCUGUCAGUAAAGGACCGUCUGUCUUACACAUUUUGACAGAUAGCCAAUCAAAUUUGUUUCUCAAAUCGGUGCUCUUAUGUCAGUGACCUAUAUCUCAUGCAUGUGCGCCAAGAGCCCACAGUAACCUCACCAUCGGACCAGACUGCAUGGGGAUCAACGGGGUAGAUAAUCAACCACAGCCGUCCAGCGGAGCCUGCCGGACGGAGCAGCCGGCUGCAGAUCCCCAGAUGGAGCAGAGAGAUGCUCCCCAUGAAGCAGACAGGAGCAAGGAUGAUCAGGCAGCGGGCAGCGAGAGCAAAAUCGUGCAGGAGGACAGCACCGUGCAGCUGAUCGAGGCCGGGUGCAAGCCGCCCUCUGAUUCCGAGGCGAGGGUUCAGGUGAAGCAGCACGGCGACGGUGCCGGAUUCGUCCCACCCGAAGGAGGUUUCGGCUGGCUGGUGGUUCUCGCUGCAACCUGGUGCAAUGGGUCGAUCUUCGGGAUUCAAAACUCUUUCGGCAUCCUGCAUUUGAUGCUUGCACAGGAGCAUGCAGAUCCAAGAGACAAGACGACUCAGUUCAAAGUGGCCUGGGUCGGGGCCCUGGCCAUGGGCAUGAUCUUCCUUUGCUCACCUGUGGUCAGCAUGUUCACCGACCGUUUUGGCUGUAGGAAGACGGCUGUCAGCGGGGCGUUGCUGGCUUUUAUAGGGUUGCUCAGUACAUCCUUUGCAAACUCCCUAGGCCUUCGUUAUUUCACAUAUGGCAUAUUGUUCGGCUGUGGCUCUUCCUUCGCCUUCCAGCCCUCAUUGGUCAUCCUCGGCCACUACUUCCGCCAGCGCCUUGGCCUGGCCAAUGGCUUGGUCACAGCCGGUGCCAGCCUAUUCUCUAUGGGCCUCCCGGUUUUGCUCGACAAGGUGGUGAAACCUCUGGGCCUCAGCAGGACCUUUCAGAUCCUAAGCCUCUUCAUGCUGGUCCAGGCCCUGCUGGCGUUGACGUUCAAACCUUUACUGCCUGCUGGAGGAGGCAUGGGACCACCGGGUAUGGGUCCUGACCCUACUGGAUCUCAAACCCAGUCGGGAGCUACCGAUCAGGGUGGGACCAGGUGGAGUAGAGUUCUGGUUGGGCUCAGGAAAUACUUCAACCUGCGUGUGUUUCACAAUGUGACAUACCGGGUGUGGGCGUUUGGAGUAGCUACAGCUGUAUUGGGCUACUUUGUGCCAUAUAUCCAUCUGAUAAACUUUGUGAAGACAAAGUUCAAGGACACCCAGAAGGAAUGGGUGCUCUUGGUGUGCAUCGGAGCUUCAUCCGGGGUGGGACGCCUUGCUUUCGGUAAGAUUGGUGACCUCAUUCCUGGUCUACAAAAGGUCUACAUGCAGGUGGUGUCCUUCAUGGCUCUGGGCCUGAUGUCCAUCAUGAUUCCUCAGUGCUCGGUGUUCGAGGGGCUGGUGGUUGUGUGUGUGUUCCUGGGGCUGUGUGACGGCUGCUUCCUCACCAUAAUGGCUCCCAUAGCGUUCGAGCUAGUUGGGCCCAUGCAAGCCUCGCAGGCCAUAGGCUACCUUCUAGGCCUCAUGGCUCUUCCCAUGACAGCAGGUCCCCCCAUCGCUGGUCUCCUACAUGAUUACUUUGGGAACUACACAGUGGCCUUCUCCCUGGCUGGGGUGCCUCCUAUCGUGGGGGGCGUGGUGCUCUUCUUUGUGCCCCUGAUACACUCCCGGCUCCAGCGAGGCCAGGCAGCAGCUUCACCGGAUGACACAUCCACGACUGCUCACAUGUUGCCCUCUGCGCCACUAGCGGAGGAGCCCAAGAGCUGCUCCAAUGGAGACAUCCUCCCUGGCUACACUGACGUAGAGACACACAUCUGAGUCGCACCGUACAAAGGGAUUCAGCCCACCAGCACCUUUUCUCAUCCUUAGAUUGCCCUCCUCCCAACCAGAGCUCUCUUGUUGGCUGACCUUUAGCCCCUCCUGGCCCUCAUUGGCUGUUUGUUAUUUUCUUGUGGAGAGAAUUCGAAUAGGGCACUCUGGCUGCAAGCCGCAGAGAGGACAAAAAGCAGGCACAUCGGGAUAGGAUGAUGGAAAUGUUUAAGGAGGAUAAGCACAACACAGUCUCAACUACGAUUGUUUUCAUCAGUGGGGACUCUGUAGUAACACAUACCUCCGAGAGAGAAGAAAUUAAGAGAUUUUAAUGGGAUUUUCUGAUUUCACAGCACUUAUGACUAUAGAUAUAUAUUCAUAUUUAUGCUCAUAGUCAUAAAUAUAGUCAUAUCUAUGACUAAAAAUGACUAUGCUUUGUUUAUAGAUUCCAUAUAAACACAUUGUUAAGAUAAAGUGGCAUAUAAAAUAAGAACUAGUUAAGGGAUGAAUUCAUAGAUUUCUUUAUGUAGUACCUCAUGCAUCUAAUUUUUUUCAAGCAUUUUACUUAGUUUGUGUAGCGGAAACACAAGCUCAUUUUGAGAGAUUUGCAGGUUUGCUUUAAUCUAUUCUACAGUUUUCUGCUGUGACAGCUACAAGAGAAACAUACGGAUCUGUUGUAAAUGUCACUGGAGAGAGAUCAGCCACCAGACGCAAUCACCUCAACUCAACCGCACACUGUACCACACUGCACUCACAGCCAGGGUCUAAAAACUUAGCGAAAUGACUUCAGCUACUCUACCAGCCUGCCUGCAUGGGAGACAGAUGUGUGAUUGUGGCAGCUGUUGAUUCCACUGAUUAACAAUGCCGUGAACCCGAGAGUGUUCGUUUUUCUCUUCACAGUUUUAAUAUAGGUCAGUGACUUUGCAUCAUUAACUUAUGCAGUCAAAGUUUAAAGAGGUGAGCAGAGAGAGCUGUGCAUCUCCUGCCCGAAUCACCGAAACUAAUCUCUACAGUUGAUGCAAGGUCCUCACAUGAGUCAGCCUUAACUUUCAGCUUUUUGUUUUUUUUUUUCCAAGAAUUGAAUUCUAUAGUUUUUAUUGUCCUGUUUUAGCAGGGUGCUGAACAAAUCUGCAUAAACUAUUAUGUUAUGACUUUGAGAAAUAAUUCACCAAUAGUUUUGUGGUGUGCACACCGUAUACCUGUUUAAGUGGAAAGAGAAAGAGAGAGAGAGAUUCACGGCUAUUGGGAGCAUAGAUUUUUCUCAUAUUAUCAAAAGUUAAGUUUUCCUCUGUGUGGAUGUGUGUGUGUGUGUGUGUGUGUGUGUGUGUGUGUGUGUGUGUGUGCAGCACCUGCGCAACUGCAUUUGGAUAGUAGAGGCAGUUAUGUAAUAUGAAAUUAUUAUGUUGCAAUCUGUUGAUAAUAGGGGACUACUGAAAGUAAAACUGCCAAAUGGCCAGAGCCCUCGUCAGGCCAUCUCACAGAUAAAUCAGUUUAGUUCAGUCUCGUCAUGAGGGCCUCACUCACUGUGUUAGCAUUAAUGAAGCAAAACGUCGCAGCCUCGUUGAGAUAUUCCCUCAAGAGGACAGUGACUGUUAGAUUUCAUAAACAUUUGGACCACUUACCUCUGCACUCUUAGAUUACAGGUUCUCCUGAACAAUGAACUUUAAUGAACAGAUGUGAAGAGCUGCAAUAAUAGAGUUUGAGUUACACUCUAUGGUUAUAUACAGUACAUAACAGAAUAGCAUCGGGGGGAACUGGGAAAAGGAAAUGCCCUGGUGUUAAGGUGGUAUGCCUUUCUAACAAUUCCCCUCGUUGCUUUCACUGCCAUUACUCAGUCGGCUUCUUUGUUACAACACUUUAGGGACUAAAAGCUACACAAACCUCACUGCUGAGUGUAGUUUUUUAGGGGGUUAAUGCUACAGGAAAAAACAGUUCUGAAUAGGAAACAUACACCUAUACCUCAGUAAUCAAUCAAUCCUCAGCAGUUUAGUUGAACACGUUGACAUUCUUCAUUAACUUUGUAAUUUCACUGCCCUGUGUAGUGGUUUGUUGUUGCAGUCUGAAUCUCACACCACAAAGUUGCCAAACACCAGUUUUCAAUGAACCCUGCUUCCUCUCAAAACUCAUUAUUGUCUGUUUAAGUACCACAAAACAGUGGACAUUUCACACUUCCAUUCCCCAUGAUCAGCUGGUGCAUAGUAUAUUUAGAAAUUUAUUCUUCCUCCUUUUUUUUGCCUUUAUAUCCAUUCGCUCUGUUGUGUUUGAUCCUCAUCAUUCCUGCCCUCUGUUACUUCUUCCUACAAAAGUGCGAGUGGUCGUUACUGUAGCUUCUCCUCAUCACAGCCUGUUUUCCAUGUCUGUGAAUGAAAAAUACAGAUAUUUAAAUGUCUAAUACUCUUAACUAAAGUUAUAGGAGUCACAUAACCAUGGAAUGGAGAUAUAUAUGAUGGUUAAAAAUGUAAAGUAUGUUUGAAAGCAAAAACAUAGGCCUCUAAUUUGACUGAGGCAGUGUUGAAUUCUAUUGACAGUUGUUGCAGCUGCUAUUAAAAGACAAAAAAAGGUCGGGGUAAUUAAAAAUUAUGGGCAGUGUGAGCUGUCCAUGUACCAGCUAUAUAAGCUAACCAAUACCAUCACAAUUGUCAUCACAAAACAUAACAGAUCACAUCAACCUGAACAUAAAGCUCCAGCACAGUAAUAUGAUUAAAAACAGUCCAAUUAAAUCUUCAAAAUCUUCAUCACUUAUGAAUAACUCAUUUACAGUUUUCAAUUUGCUUUAUUUAACAAUCAUUGUCUUCUUGCCUAGUAAAUAAUGGGUAGCUGUGAAAUUUGUUGUAGAUUUUAUUUUUGUAUUAUGGAGGUUGCAGGAGAUUCUUUUAUAAAACUGCAGAACUACAUGAAACAUCAGUAACCCAUCGCCCUAAUGGCUGAAUUUUUUUAAGCUGAUGACUGCAUCCACCUUCAAUCGAAAGAUGAUAAUAGAUUAAUAGGUAACAUUUGAUAUGUAAGUUGAUAUUCUGCUGGUUUGCACAGCACUAAUAUAAAAUUCUGUUACUGCCCCAGUGAAAGUGCAGUGUUGGGUGUUACUGACAAGUUGCACUAGUUUGCUGCUGCUAAACUAGAGGCCUAUGUCAUUAAAGUCUCAGAAUCUUGCAAAUGAAUGAGUGAAUGAAAAGUCCACAGAGGAUUUUCCCUCUGGCAGCCAUAUUGGAGGACUUCAGCCUUUUGGUUAACAACAGCUCCAAAAGGCUGAUUGUGUUUCUAUGCACGAAACGUGUUGGUCUCAACAAAAUUGACUAGAAUUGUUUAAUUUUUUUUGACUGUGAACUGAUAUUUUCUUUCUAUAUUUUUGUGUUGAAUAUGUCGUCAGCUUGUUAGCUAGCAGCUUACUGUUGUUUUCUACAACACAUUUUUGAAGAAAGACUAAAUAGCAAGGCAUUUGAGUCACAGCAGUAACCUCAAUAUAGAAAAGUAAACAAAUCUGCCUUACAGUUACUGAACAGAUACACCAGAACCACAACUUGUUGCCAGAUUUGAGACACAAAUGCAACGUCUAUACAGUGAAUUUUUCAGAUCUUAAUGUGACUUUUUACUCAUUAUUUUCAUUUUUUGCUUUCAGUAUAGUCAUUAUCGGUCCUGGAUGUUUCUAAACAGCAUCCUUACACAAUUUCACCUUAGUCAAUCUCACCCAGAUUCUGGUCAGAACCAGCUGAGUGCGCCUUUUUAUUAGCCUACUGCAGAUUCAAACAGUAAAAUGACAUUUAUCAGCAUAUGUACUUUAUAUACUUUGCAUUACUUUGUAAUGGUUUCUAAUUAACCAUAAACUGUUUUAUUGUUUCUUUAAUUAUUGAUUUGUUUUAGUGAUUCAAUGACUACUGGAAAAAGAAGAACUGUUGAGUUACUUCAGAUUUAAAAUAAUAUAUAAAAGUGAAGGAGUUGAAUGCAUGAAGAAUGAUACAAUACAUCUGAAUGGUGUGCAUGGUGUCUGCUCAACCAGUGUUUGGCUUGCCAAAGUCUUCUCGUCUAUGCAGCAUUCCUGGGCUCACGGUCCACUUCCUGUGACCGCUUCACUUUCUGAAGUCUGAACAUGUCAAACUGUAAAUGAUGAAUGUUUACUUGGACUCUGAGUUUGCAUUUGUCUCCUGUAGCGCUCAGAGCUGUAGCCUGCAGUAGUUUGAGGAACAGUUAAACUUACAGUAGAGCCCCCUUGUAUGUUACCUAAACUAUAUACUACUAACAUUACAUUUGUUUUACUUAUUGUUUUUAAGACUUUGUUUUUUUUUAUAAUUAAAAAGUUUUUGAGCUGUUGUUUUCCCUGGCAGUCAAAAUCAUGAAAACUUCAUCUUUUCUUCUUCUAUGUUUGCUUUUUUUCAUCUCUUGGUGCCUGUCUGGGGCAUACACGAUGCGGGUCAGAGCUACAGAGAGGCACAUUUGGCACACUAGGCAGCAGGACAGGCUUAGAAAGUGGCAAUGGACAAGACAAUGUUUUUGCUGUAACGUAUCAUUUUGAUGCAAAUGUUGAUUGCACAAUGUAAUGGCUAUGAAAUAAUGACACCAUCUCUGUGUAGGUUGAUUCUGUAUAAGCCUGUAUAGCUUAGCCACAGGGUUUGAAAUCUCCCAGAAGGGAGGUACGUCUGCCAUUGCGCAACCAAAACAGGAAAAGAAUACAGCUUUCAUUUAGCAUUCACUUAAAUUUCCUGCUGAUAUCUUUUGUUCAGUUACCAGAAAACACAACCUGGCCUCUCAUUCUCACUUCAUUAGACUUUCCUCUGGCAGACAAAAAAAAAUUGGACUUCUUACUACUUGUUCUUCUGCUCUCCUAUAUGUGCCAUUUUGCCACUCCUUUGACCUCAAUCUCCACUUAACGGUUUAACUGCUGUACUUUCCCUCAGCCUGGAACCAGUCAAACAAUACGUGAAACAGGAUAGCUGAAGGUCUAUAUAUUAUGAAGCUGAGACAUGAUUUGCAAAAAGUCAACACCUCAAAGAAUGCUGUGAACCGCUUCCAGCCAGAAUAUGUUUUCAGUGCUGUUGCCAGUACCUUUAAUCACUGGGUGUAACUUUUAUAUUGCAUUCGGUCACACGUGAAUAAUGUAUAGACCUGUAUAUGUUCUAGAAACCUUGUAAUAUUCAUGCAUAUUUUUCAUUGUCCUGACUGUAGGCAUCGUGUCUUCACAGCCAUAAAUAUUCAAACCUUUGCAGGUGAUAUAUUCUCAUCUAUGUUUGUGUAUGAGUAAUAUUUCAGUGCAGGGCUCUGCUAAACUUUCCUUCUCUAACCUCCAGUAAGGUUGCUGCAGUUAAACCUCUAAUGCCUCUCUUCACUUCUUAAAGCUAUGAGCUUCUGUUCUCCCUCUACAAGCUAUACCUUUUUAUAUAAAUAUGUAUUUCUGUUUUAGUCAUUUUACAAAAACGUUCUAACAAGGUCAGUGACGUCACAAGAUCUGAAAUUAAUUCAUGCUGCUAGAAAAAUUUAUGUAAUUUUUGUGUUUUUGUCGACGUUAUUUUGAAUCUGUAUCAAAAGAGGCACAUUUUUUCUAUUAAACCAACAAUAAAGAUGUAAAAUGAAAACAA